Lolium perenne is the source of this 2550-nucleotide messenger RNA. RefSeq lists its product as uncharacterized. NCBI's taxonomy places the organism in Eukaryota, Viridiplantae, Streptophyta, Magnoliopsida, Poales, Poaceae. The record is from RefSeq and is a predicted model, not a curated record.
AGCCCGGUUCGUACAUGUGAGUGGUUAUGAUCUUCCACAACUUCGAUUUUGAGAUAGCCUAGAACAAAAUUUGAUUUGGGUUUGUUAAUUCAAGACGGCUGUCGAACCGAAUGGCUACCAUUGCUCAAUGGUUGGUUGCUCACGGAUGCGAUUGCCCUUAGAAUUCCUAAUGGGUUCGAUUCUCAGAUUCAUGUUCAGUACUGUAGUUGUUUAGAUGAGCUUCCAAGGACUCUAUUUGAAAUCAACAGUUAUCGCAAGCUGUAGCUUAGUGCUUGGAAGGCAGACAAGGUAGUUGGAUUCAAAUUGGAGUGGAUUUGUUCUAGCAUUGCUUGCACCCACCAACUCGAGAGGACUGGUCAUAGGGUGAGCUUGUAAUGUUUAUGGAACAAGAAACCCAUAUCAAGAGAUGCUGCUUUCGAAAUUCUGUACUGGGAUCAACAUUCUUGUUUGUUGCUCGGCAUAUAUGGUCAUGAAGUGAUGAAGUUGCUAGCUCAUUGCUUUUAUUCAGUGCCGCCAACAGGCUGAAAUUUCGUAAGUAGUGGAAAUUUCAAAAUAAUAGGACAAGAGUGAAUUAUGAUGCUAGGUGACUAUGUGUGUGCAUUGGCAAAGGAUGGCGGCAAAGCAUUGGGCAAAACUGUGAGUUAUGUUGCAGUUCUGCUUUUGGCACAAAUAGUGUUGAUUGACGUGAUGUCAGCGCGUGUGUGGUAAUGAGCAAACCAAAAGCGACUGGUGGAGUCGUGGAGAUUUAGUUUGCUAACAACUGAUCCAGUUCCUCAUUCCUGCAUAGACAUAUAUGAUCUGUUCAAUGGUAGAAAUAUACAUUUAACCGAUUGUGAUUUUUUAUUGUGUAUAAAUAUUACAUCGGUUAAUGAGUAUUUUUCUAGCAUUGGUAUUUUUUUUUCUUUUGUUUAGAUCUGUAUAAAAAUCCCAGCUGGUUCCCUUGGGCCUUGGUAGCCUGUCUAAAGUUGUUUUUGGACAAGUUUCAGGCUGCCAAUCCACCGUUGCUUCAUCGGAGAAGUCACCUGAGAUAUGCUGUCGUUCUUGUCCCGUCGGCAGCUUUGCGGUAGCUGGUGGCGGCGAAGUCGUAGCACUUUCAAGAGGAAGCGGAAGCCCAAGUUACAGAUUCGCCAUCUCCCACAGGAAAUUGUGGAUUUGGUGGUCUCAUUUUUGCCAAUGAAGGAUGCUGCGAGAAUGAGCGUGCUGUCGAGUGAAUGGAGACAAGGAUGGGUUAGCUACCCCAAGCUAACGCUGAACUCCGAAACAAUGCUUGGCAUUAGAAGGGGGGAUAUUUACUAUGCUUCCAAAGAAAAAGCAGAAAAGUACAGGGGGAAAUUCAUCGAGAAUGUACAUGAUGUCAUGCGACAACGCCAGGGUUUUUGGUUGGAAGAGUUUGUGCUGGAGUACGGCUUCCAUGAGAUAGAUGCACAUCAUAUUGACAGUUGGGUCACCCGUGCUGCAUCCAUGAGAUUGAAACGACUUGCCAUCGACUUGAGUGAGAUCCGGCUGGACUGCAGGUAUGACCUAAAGCAAUAUGCAUUUGCUUUGCAGCUUCUAGAUGAGAUCAGCACAGUAGAGCACCUCUGCAUUCUAGAACUGAGAAAUCUAUCUCUGAAGCCGAUCGGUGAUUUCAGAGGGUUCCUGAACCUUACAAUGCUUGAGCUGCAACAUGUGCGUGUCGCAAAGGAUGAUCUCGAAUCGAUGCUCUGCAAAUGCCCUGCUCUUGAGCGGCUAGCACUUAACUUAUGGGGCGAUUCGUGUCCUUGCAGAUUGGCCAUCAGCUCCGUCGGCUGGAGCAUUUGUCUCUUGGUGAUGGUACCUUGGUGGAGAAGCUACAGAUUGAUGCCAUCAAUCUGAAGACAGUUUCACAUAGUGAUAACAUCUGCGAAAUAGUCACGAGAAAAGAUUCUCGAAUCACCGAGGUCAUAGCUGACAUGAAAACCAUACCUAAUGUCCACACAUGCGUCGGUUAUAAAGACACACUGCAGUAUAUAUUUACCGGCCUUCCCAGUGCUUCGCCCUGUCUAGAGAAGCUAUCGUUGGAUAUCUGGGAAAACAUACAGACGUCGGAGGUACCAAAAUGCAGGAGCAGCUUCAUGCAUCUAAGGCAGCUAACCUUGAGCAUGCACGUGAACAGAUUUUGCAAAUUGGAUAUUCUCCGACUUGUUCACGUGCUAGAAGCCGCGCCAGUUCUGGAACACUUUGAGCUAAAUGUUGAGGAAUUCAUGAGUCCUUUUCUUUACGGCGACGAAUCGUUACCGUCGGUUCCUAUCUAUCCACAUGACCACCUCAAGACGGCCUCAUUCCAAGGGUUCGCAUUCAACGAGGACUUGAUCGCGCUGGCCUUGUACAUCCUGCGCUGCGCCGAUUCGCUGGAGCUCAUGGCGGUGCGGACAAGGUAUGAAUCUGGCCGCCGGAUGGCUGACCACUUUCUUCGCCAAGAGGACCCCCGGAAUGUGGUGGAUAUUGCUCCCUCCGUUGAUUGUGUUAGAUAUUUCAACGAUGUGGACUGGUAGAUACAGACCGAAAUAAAUGAGCGUGCGCAUUGAAACG